AUGUUUGACUCCGAUACUGAAGUUCCUGAGGAAAUUUUACUGGAAUACGAAAAACUGCUGAAGAAAUCACAAUCUGAAAAUUUUGAUGAGCUGUAUAAUACAGACUUACUAAAAACAAUAGGGAAAGAUGGGUAUGGCUCUCAUAUUGUUUUAUUGAUUCCUUGUUUUAUAAUAUCAUCUGGAGCGGAUCCUGAGAAAACAUUGAGAUAUGUAAUCAUGACUUUAGAUCCUAUUGUAAAAGAAAAUUAUGUGCUUGUGUUAUGUGAAACGCACACAAAUUGGCUUAGCAAUAUGGUUUAUGGAUAUGCAAAGCAAUGGUAUGAUACUUUGCCAAGAACAUAUAAAAAAAACCUGAAAAAAUUGUACCUAGUACAUAGUGGUUUUUUUUCCAAAUCUUUGCUAACUAUAUUAACCCCAUUUGUAUCAACAAAAUUUUGGAAAAAAGUUGAAUACAUCGAAAAAUUAGAAGAUUUGUUUUUAAAAUUAAAUAUAAAUCCAACUGAAAAUUUAAAGCAUUUUCCUUAUAUUGUACAAAGAAAUGAAGAAGUAAUAUUAGGAGACGGGACACCUAUAUCACCAUUUUCUGCGGAUUUAGAAAUAUUAUGUCAACGAUUUGGAAAAAGUUAUAAUGGUUUUAAGCAUAUCCCUUCUAUACUUGUAGAUUUUUUAACUUAUUUAUGCAAACCAGAGACAAUUACAACAAAAGAUUUAUUUUAUUUACAAACAGAUGCAAAUACAAUAUAUAAUAUAAUUGGAGAUAUAGAAUAUGGGGAACCUACAACUGAUUUUAGUAAUAUUCCUUCUUUGGUAUGUUCAUUUAGAUUGUUUUUAGAUACACAAAAACAUGGGUUAUUAGGAAAAGAUGCAUUUACGCGAUUAUAUCAUUUAAAAACAGUAUCAGCAUCAAAUAAAACAAUAAAAGAAAAUAUUAAAAAAUUAUAUAAUAAAUUAAAACCAGGAACUAGAGACUGUAUAUUAUGUAUAUUACAAUUCUUUCAGACUGUUUCAAAAUAUUCAAAUGAAAAUAAUAUGACUAUAGAAGCAUUAGGGAAAAUAUUUGCACCAACCUUUUUUAAGCCCCAAAAAACACAUUUUUUAUUUGUGGAAUGUAUACCUAUGGCUAAUAAGUGCAUGCAAUUGCUUAUCGAAAGUCCGGAAUUCUUAAUAGCCAAAGAUACUAACGAUACAGAUAGUGAUAGCGAUAGUUCAGAGAGCACUGAUCAUGAUACAAAUUCAGAUGCAGAUAAAAGUGAAAAUUCAGAAACAAACGAAUCAAGUGAUGAAGAGGAGGAAAAAGGUAAGUCAAUCGAAUCAAAUAAAACUCUAGGAUCUGGAUAUUCUAAUAGUGCAGAAAAUUUAAAUAAAAAAAAUAUGAACGAAGUAGAUGGAAAAGCACAACCAGAAGCAGAAUCCGAAGAAUCUGAAAAUGAAUCAGAAGAGUCUGAAGAUGAAUCAGAAGAAUCAGACGACGAAUCUGAGGAAUCGGAAGAAGAAACAAAAAAAGGGCAAGUAAAGGAACAGGAGUCGAUUGUAUCGGAAGGGAAAAAGGUUGUAUUCAAAAGGGAAAGUGAUACUAUAGAAUGA
Molecule: messenger RNA, 1584 nt
Organism: Plasmodium berghei ANKA
Lineage: Eukaryota; Apicomplexa; Aconoidasida; Haemosporida; Plasmodiidae
Product: rho GTPase-activating protein, putative
Exons: 5
Coding region: 1-1584 (527 amino acids)
Biological process (GO): small GTPase-mediated signal transduction
Cellular component (GO): cytoplasm
Molecular function (GO): GTPase activator activity
Source: RefSeq, a predicted model, not a curated record